Molecule: messenger RNA, 837 nt
Organism: Hyposmocoma kahamanoa
Lineage: Eukaryota; Metazoa; Arthropoda; Insecta; Lepidoptera; Cosmopterigidae
Product: trypsin 5G1-like
Exons: 5
Coding region: 1-837 (278 amino acids)
Biological process (GO): proteolysis
Molecular function (GO): serine-type endopeptidase activity
Source: RefSeq, a predicted model, not a curated record
AUGGAUCCCCGAAGGCAGAAAACGACCAUCCGGCAGACCAAAGCGUCGAUGGAAAAACGAGCUAGUCGCGCACCUAAAAGAUUGGACCUUAGAGGUGCAAAACAGAGAGGUGUGGAGAGAGGGGAGGGAGACCUUAGCCCUGCAACAAUUAAAAUGUACGAUGACGUAGAGAGAGUGUCGUGGUGUCCCUUUAUGGUAUCGCUUAAACAAAAUAUCAAAAGAAGAAUAAAACUUUGUGGUGGUACAAUAUUAACCGAUACUUUAACUCUAACAGCCGCUCAUUGUGUUAUUUUUGGUGUCACAGGACUUUACCUUCAAUUUGGAAGCACUUACGUUUUUGGUGGCAGAAUGUUCGAAGCAACAAACAUCACUCUUCAUAAUUUUUUUGACAGAAGCGCUUUUGCGCAUGAUAUAGGUCUUGUUAGUAUUUUUCCUGCAAAACUCAGUUUUGGAUUAAAUGUUUUGCCGGUAAAACUACCAAAGAAGAACUUGGACAUUGAAUCAACGUCGUGGCUUAGAAUUUAUGGAUGGGGUGCGACCUCGGAGCAUCAAUCGUUUUCAGAAAUAUUGCUCUCAACUAUGAUGCCUUUGGUAGACGAGAAAAUUUGCAAAUCUCUACUUGACAAUGUUCCCGAAAACACUUUCUGUUUGGGAUACUUCGACGGCCAUGUUGAUGCUUGUCUCGGAGACUCAGGUGGGCCUGCGAUGCUGCUUGAUGUGCAAGUGGGCAUUACCUCAUUUGGAGAAGGAUGCGCUUUGCCAUUGAAACCUGGAGUGUAUACAGACGUACGAAAGUACAUCGACUGGUUGCACGGAGCCAUGAAAACACUACACUGA